CAGUUAUUGGAGCAACAGGGGCACUGACUCGCAAACCUUUCUGAGCGUCACAUCAUGGCACUCAUGGAUUACCCAACUUUGGCUUUUUCUUUUGACCAACGAUCAUCCAUCUAGCUAACGGACAGCUAUGCGUCUAGAAUGCUACUUUAGUAACUACAAGGCCACCAGCUAUUUCAGAUAGUGUGUGAAAAGUGUGAAGGUUGCAUUUUUAUACAGUGGAGUAUUUGAGGUCAUGGGGAACUCAGAGAGUGUUUGGUGGAUUGUGGUGGAGUGCGCCUGCAGGAUCCUUGGUGUUUCCACAGCAACAGUGCUGUGUGCUGUGGGCGCGGAGACCCUACAACAGGGAGAAUUCAACAGCCUCGGCAUCUACCUGGUGGUUUCAUCUAUUGGCAUCAUGAUGUUUGAGCUGGCCUAUUUCCUGGACAUGCUUCUGAUCAUGUGUCUGCCCUGUCCUCCAGACUGGCAGCUGUUUGUGCUGUGGGGGAAGAUGGCUCGCAUCGGAGGCUUCCAUAAGUUCCUCUAUUACUCCAUUAUGUCAGUGGUCUGCUUCCUGCACCCUGUGUUGGUGUGGCAUGCAAUUAUCCCAGGGAUCAUGCUUCUGGUGACGGCCGUUUUCAACUUCAUACUAAGCAAGAAAACAAAGAUCAAAUCGCUCAAAAGGCCGCAGGAGAGCCACAGCGACCAAGGCCCGACCACUGUCUGUGUGACAGAAGGGACAGCCUCAAACAGCACCGCCUCAUUCUUCCACAUGACAAUGGGAAGGAGAGGUGGGGGACUGGCUCUAACAUCCAGAGACCGCUGCCUCAGCCCGGGAGAGAGAGGAGAGAGCGUCCAGGCCAUGCUGGAGCUGGAGCAGACAGCAGCACCUAAAGGCACAGACAGGGAGAGGAGGAGGUGGAAAGAAAGGAGACUGAUAAGCUUGAGAAAUAGGGAGGAGCCUGUGGAGAGAGAGAUGGAGGAGAUGGAGGGCUACAGUGAGCCAGAGCCAGACACCACCUCAGACACUGCGCCUAUGAUUACUGACUGAAUGUCCCUCUGCUCUCAGACUGAGCUCCUUCCUGAUAUCACACAAAGGAAAGUAUGUGUAUUGUAUUCAUACUGACUGAGUGCAAUGAGCUGGUGCUACACUGUUAGCUGACAAUAACAUUUUAAAAUUGCUUUUGAGCAUUUUGGAGUGUUCAAUGUGUAAUUUAUGUAAUUAGACAACUAAAAUAUGAAGAUUAUUAGAUUUUUUUAUUAAAUGUUCCACUAAUUUGUAUAUUUUUUAUUUCAAACAUUUAAUUUUUAAGCACUUUGAUCUGCAGAUGCACAAAUUCAAAAUUAAACCAUUUGUACCUACACGAGCAUGUGGGUGGCUUUUAGUCUGAUUUUUGCAAAGCCAGCACGGAUUGAAGAGAAGACAUUAAGGCAAUCCAAUCCAGUUACUGCAGCAUGCAUUAUUCAUGAGGUAAUAAAUUAGAUCAACUGUUAUAUUCACUCAACGUCAGAGAAAAUGUGAAAGGGAGUAGCGAGCGUUAGAGCCUGUGCAGGUGCGUGUGUUAGUCACAUUCAAGUCUCCUUAUUGUGUGUUUGUCAUGUGCAAGCGGUGACCAUGGAGACGGAGCUCUGGGAGGAGUACUCACGUUAUUAUGGUGAUGAGAAAACCAUCAGAUCACCCACCAGAGCGCCACCAUAGCCAUAGACCCACGUUUCACCCAAACAUCACACCAACCAAACAUAAUUACAAGUAUUAUUCAUGCAUUGAUAAUGUCGUACGCUGCACAUUGAUGCUAUGAACAGGGUGUGUGAAUCAGACUCUAUAAAUCACUCUGAAAUUAGCAUAUUUCUGAUACAAAAGCGGGUAUGAAAAGCCUGUAUUUGUUUUUGUUUUGUUUUAUCACACUAAAAAUGAUACAAUUCUCCAUUCAGACGUUCCUCUUUUGUUCAGGUCAUAAAUCAAUACUGUUUUGUUCUGUCAACACACACACACACACACACACACACACUGUACACACACUGUAUUCCUCAGUCUUUUGUUCACUGAAUUGUAGAUAUAUAACUCGAUGUAGCUUUAAGAGGCAAUCUCUCCACAGCAUCAAAGCUAAGGAGAGAAUCAAUAAAAGCAGAGAGGCUCAUUCAUCAGAAAGCACCUCACUGAGAAUGGGGGCCAGCAGGCAGCAGACGCGUGAAAACGCAUUGCUGGUUAAAGAACUGGGCUAUUCUCUAUUUCUGACACAGAUUACAUGCCCAGCAGCUACACAGUGUCAUACAUUCUUUCAGCAUUUUAAACAGGUCUCUUUUUCACAAUAUAUCAAAGCCAUGACAUGUGAGUGCAGUCAGGAGGGAUGAGAUGUUCUGGUGUUUUGUGGUGAGAACAGAAAGUCUUUGUCCAGAGUUUGCUGAGGCAGAUAAUCAGGGCUGUAUUAUCAUCUUCACAAUGAUCUCUGGUCAAUUAGGAACUGAGUGACCCAACACUGGAGAGGAAGAGAGCGUCAGUAUUUCCAGUCUGCUUCCAUCGAGUCUGCCACAUCCUUUAGACUGAGCUGUUCUCUUUAGGGGAAGUUAUUCAGCUGCUGGAACAACUUACUUCCUCUUUGCACGUUAAAUCAUAAAUCCUAUUCAGACAGAGAGAGAGGGAGACUUCCUACAGUUUUUGUUUCCACCCUACAAUAGUUUCCUAGAUGGCAGAUCCAGGCGCAAAAACAGGAUGGGGGAAAUAAAUCUUUACAGGUCACAGAGACUUCUUCCUUCAGUGCUGAGCUGGAAAAAACAGGAUAGGUACUGUAGAGGUAAACGGAGUUCAGUUUUCUUAUCACUGCAUAUGCAAAGACAGAAAAAAAGAAUGAAGAUAACUGGUUUAUUGUAUCAUUGUUUAUGCAAUGGCUUUGAUUUGAAUCUGUCAAACCACAUAAUGUAGCACACACAUAUUAUAAAACAACAAAGCCCAGCUGGCAUUCUAAUGUUUAUUCAAUGUCAA
This is a messenger RNA of Epinephelus fuscoguttatus (brown-marbled grouper), 2956 nucleotides long. It is a transcript of the gene tmem72, whose product is annotated as transmembrane protein 72. The transcript is spliced from 5 exons. NCBI's taxonomy places the organism in Eukaryota, Metazoa, Chordata, Actinopteri, Perciformes, Serranidae. The record is from RefSeq and is a predicted model, not a curated record. Bases 233 to 1027 code for a protein of 264 amino acids.